CUCCACUUUGGACCGCAAGCAUUUUCCCCUUCCUCCACUCUGCGCUCUUCUUUUUAAGAACCAUGGAAAGCGCAUCAGGCAACCUCUCAGAUGCGGAUUACCGGAGCCAAAUGGCCGCCUUUUACAACAACAGCGGCUUGUGCUCCAACGGCAGCGGGUGCGACGGGGAGCGCGACCCGGGUGGUGAAGCGGACUACAGCGACGCCAACCCGGUCAUCAUCGCCAUCGUCAUCACGGCGGUUUAUUCCGUCGUGUGCGUGGUGGGGCUAGUGGGCAACGUGCUGGUCAUGUAUAUCAUCGUCAGGUACACUAAAAUGAAGACGGCCACCAACAUCUACAUCUUCAACCUGGCUCUGGCCGACGCGCUGGUCACCAGCACGCUGCCCUUCCAGAACGUCAACUACCUGAUGGGCACAUGGCCCUUCGGCGACAUCCUGUGCAAGAUGGUCAUGUCCAUCGACUACUACAACAUGUUCACGUCCAUCUUCACGCUCACCACCAUGAGCAUCGACCGCUACGUGGCCGUGUGCCACCCGGUCAAGGCGCUAGACUUCCGAACGCCCCGCAACGCCAAGAUCGUCAACGUGUGCAACUGGAUCCUGUCGUCCGCCAUCGGCCUGCCCGUCAUGUUCAUGGCCUCCACUGUCGUCAAUCCCUCGAGCAUCGUGGACUGCAAGCUGAUCUUCCCGCACCCGUCGUGGUACUGGGACAUCCUGCUCAAGAUCUGCGUGUUCAUCUUUGCCUUCGUCAUGCCCGUGCUCAUCAUCACCGUGUGCUACGGCCUGAUGGUGCUGCGCCUCAAAAGCGUGCGCAUGCUGUCAGGCUCGCAGGAGAAAGACCGAAACCUGCGUCGCAUCACCCGCAUGGUGCUGGUGGUGGUGGCCGUCUUCAUCGUGUGCUGGACGCCCAUCCACAUCUUUGUCAUCAUUAUCGCCCUGAUCAACAUCUCCAGCUCCACCUUGCAGACCGUCACCUGGCACUUUUGCAUCGCCCUGGGCUACACCAACAGCAGUCUGAACCCGGUGCUUUACGGCUAUCUGGACGAGAACUUCAAGCGCUGUUUCCGCGAGUUCUGCUCAUCGAGCCCCUCGCUAAUGGAGAUGCAGAACUCCACCCGGGUGGGCGUGGUCGGACGCAAGGCCCCACAGCGCGAGCCCAACACCGCACAGUCGGGAGACAGGUCCAAUCAGCAGGUAUGACUAGCCGUGGAGGAGGAGUCCGUUGACUACCACUGCCAAGGUGGCGGCGCCAACGACGACCUCAUCUCGGAAGUCACCCAAGUCACCACAGGGCUCUGAUUACGAACGCACUCGAGCCGAUACACACCUACACACAGACGGCGAGGCAAAACGUUACAAGUCGGCAAAUGGCGCAGGACCAAUUGGAAAUCAAGUGUGUGUGCAGCAUGAACAAAAAGAAUGCUGAUGAGAUUAUUAUUAUUAUUAUCAUUAUUAUUGAUAGCUCGUCAAAGUAAAUAUCUAGAACGAGCUCAAUUGAUUUUCAUUGAGUUGCCGCACCUAAUGUUCUGACCCCGGAAAUGCUUUUUGGCCCAUUUUCUGCAGCAGCAGUCACAUGCUUAUUUUCCUGGCUGCUUGAUGUUUGCACGGCGGCAAAUUGUUGAUUUUAUCUGUUACACGCUCACUUGCACACACACACACACACACACAAACUGAUAGGUUUCCAACCUGUGCCUGGACUGAGACGGCAGACGGGCUCUGGACAUCGUCUCUUAAACUAUAAAGGGGAUCUAACGAUGUGUGUUUAUGACGCCGCCGCCCCGUUAAUUUACACAUUUUAACGGCACCGGCCUGGCGGCCAUGUCGGAGGCUCACUCGAUGUAUUUUCAACACGGGAAUGUUCUCUGCUGUACGUAUUGCUGCUGCUAUUGCUUUGGUGUCUGUCUUACGUUUUCUUGCCUGGUUGACAAAAAAUGAGGAUGGACAGAUUUCUGUGUGAAACCAUAUUUGGUAUAGCAGGAAAAUACUUUCUCUCUCUACAACUUCAAGCUACUCCCUUUCACGUCUAUGAUGCCUUCGAACCCAAACGCAUUGGGAGGAAUUGAAACGACUGUGCUGUAUCACCAUCAGAAACGCCAUCUUGCGACGGCAAACGAAUGUGACUCUGUGGGAAAAUAAAUGUUGGCGACAACGCACCGAAACUUAAUGAAAGAACACCGCGGUGCCAUUGUUAGAUCAUCUUACGCGACUCGAUUCAAGGGCCGAGCGCUGCGCUCGCCAGCUGUCUUUUCCACUGUCGUUGUAAAACUCGAUAUUCCGUGUGCCGCCAUUUUAUUUUCAAUACAAAGAUAAAUUGAGCCACUGAGACCGAGCAAGGACUAAGAUUUAGUCUAGAACGAAAGUGCAUCGUCCUUCUACUGUGUCAUAUCAACUGUUCUUCAAAUUGUAUAUUGAUAAAACUCACAAUUAAUAUAUAAAUACAUUAAUGUCCUUGCUGUAUAUUCAAAUUGUAUAUUGAUAAAACGCACAAAUAAUAUAAAUAAAUAAGUCAUAUAAAUAAUAUAUAAACAUACGAAUGUCCUUGCUGUUAUUGUCUUGUAUGUAUUGUAUAGAUCCCUCUGGCGUUGUGUAAAUGUGUAUACAU
Messenger RNA from Syngnathus typhle (broad-nosed pipefish), 2601 nucleotides. It is a transcript of the gene oprm1, whose product is annotated as opioid receptor, mu 1. Lineage: Eukaryota; Metazoa; Chordata; Actinopteri; Syngnathiformes; Syngnathidae. Gene Ontology annotation, cellular component: membrane; neuron projection. Gene Ontology annotation, biological process: G protein-coupled opioid receptor signaling pathway; sensory perception of pain; neuropeptide signaling pathway. Gene Ontology annotation, molecular function: G-protein alpha-subunit binding; neuropeptide binding; beta-endorphin receptor activity. The transcript is spliced from 6 exons. Bases 63 to 1199 code for a protein of 378 amino acids. The record is from RefSeq and is a predicted model, not a curated record.